Molecule: messenger RNA, 1534 nt
Organism: Cucurbita pepo subsp. pepo (vegetable marrow)
Lineage: Eukaryota; Viridiplantae; Streptophyta; Magnoliopsida; Cucurbitales; Cucurbitaceae
Gene: POP4
Product: ribonuclease P family protein
Biological process (GO): rRNA processing; tRNA 5'-leader removal
Cellular component (GO): ribonuclease MRP complex; ribonuclease P complex
Molecular function (GO): ribonuclease P RNA binding
Source: RefSeq, a predicted model, not a curated record
AUUUUCACACUCCCGCCACCGUCGAAUCGCCACCGCCCCUCCUCUCCUUCUCAUCAAUUUAUUUAUUUUACCGGUUCGAACAAGCCUAUUUCACGUUACAGCCCCUCCCUCCCAGAGUCCGCCACUGCACCUCUCUCACCGCGCCGCUCGCUGCUCGCCGAUCCUGCUGGACAUCGUCUCAGCGGCUGUCGCAGCACGCUGCAGUCUCAUCUUUUCCGACUCCAAGGAAGGGUUAAUCAACUGCCCAUUUCCAAUGGCGGGCAAUGUAGCUUCUCAAGAUUUAAGGAAACACGCUUUGGAGGCAUUGGAGCGGAGGUGUGCUGCUGCGAAAGUCGAACUUCUUCAACAACAGAAGAAGACCGGUUCUACAGAGAAAUUAAAGAAAGAAUUCAAGGGAAAAGCUACUUUGAACGACUCCUCUUCAACUGUUGUUUCGGGAAAUCAUUAUGAUUCUUCAAUUCUUUUGCCGUCUGAAGGGAAACCCUCAAAUAAAGAUGUGAAUGAAAGCGACCCUAUAUAUUUCACCCUCUCAGCUGCUGUGAAUGAAAAUUUGAUGUCUACAAAUAUGGAUGUUUCAAGUGAUAGAGGAAGAGUGGUUGAUAAGAUUUGUCACGAGCUAAGAACUAGCGGUUACAUUAAGCGGUCAAGAGAAUUGAAAGUUGAUGCUUGGAUCCUUCUUGAUAACUUUGUUCCCAAACGUGCUGGAAUGAUUGGCUCUCGUAAGAGAGCUUUGCAGAGCAAUUCAAAACGAUCCAAAAGGCAUAUGUCCAUGAAGCAACAUAAAAAGUGUGGAACAUUUGAUCUGCCUUCUGAUUUCCAUAAGUUUGAAAUCUUUUGGCCAAUGCACGAUAUGUGGAAAAGCUACAUGAAACAACGGCUGUGCCAUGUUGGGCCAGAUACAUUAGCUCGAAAUCUUCUCGUCGCAGAUCUUCAUGGUGCCAUGAUCCUAGUUGUUGAGUGUAAAAUACCCGCUUUUACUGGAAUAAGCGGCAUCAUGAUUCGCGAAACUGCAGAAACAUUUGGAAUUGUGACUAAAGAUGAUAAGUUUCGAGUUGUGCCAAAGAAGUCUUCUGUGUUUAUUUUCCAAUGGGAUUGCUGGAAAAUUACCUUACUCGGAGAUAAACUCAGUUCAAGAAUCCCCAGUUUGCCAUCUAAAAAUUGAUUUCAGUCAAUGAUCUUCAAUUAUACAGUAAUAUUUACAGUGUACAGAGGUGGUGGUCCAUUAUGCAGCAAGAAGCAGACAACGAGAAGGGGUUUGUUUCAUGUCGAGACAAACAUUAAUUGACACCGACCACAAUAUGGCACAAGCCUUUCCUCUCUGCAACAAGAUGGCCGCCGAGUUACGGUGGUUCCGCCGUACGCGCCUUCUCAGGUCCACCGUGUCGCUCUCUCUCUCUCCCACGGUUCCUCCGCCGGUACGGCCGCCCCACACCUACUCCCAUGUGCGGCACUAACCAAGUUGUUUCACAACGCAAUAAAACUUGUAAUAUUUUUAUAUUGAUUAUUUGCUUUAUUUAUUGGAAUUUGAACUUUC